CAGCGUGCAGAGCUGAGUUGAAAUGACCGCUAGAGCUAAGGAAGCAUAACGAGAGAAAACAUGUACAGUAAAAGAGAACUAACGAUGCUUCAUGUGGCGGCCCAGCAUGGGAAUGUGCCGAUGGCGAUAUACGCAAUAGACAGAGCAAAGAUUCCGAUAGAGGCCAGAAACGAAGCCAGCGCUACGCCUCUUAUGGUUGCGAUAGACGAGAGGCGUUGGGAAUUCGUGAAAUUCCUGAUACAACGCGGUGCCGAUAUGUAUUUAAGGGAUGACUAUGGUUACAGCGGGCUGUCGAGGGCAUUGGAAUGCGACGACCCGAAUAUCGUCAACGCGUUCAUCGAGAAAGUCAGAUAUGAACAUCCGGACAAGGAGGAUUUCGUGAGGACGCUGGGCGAACAUGGUUGCACGAUAGAGAAGAUCGUGAAGAUGCGCGACCCGGAGAAGACCCAAAUAUUUUUGAAUCUGUUUAACAGACAAAGAAUCAUCGACCGUAUCGCCAGCCGCGAAAGCGUCAAAAUAGCUAUGAAAGCGAUGGAUGAAGAAAAUUUAAAGGUACUGCUUAACAGUGAAAAUGGGGACAGGAGAAUAACUUUUCUGUACGCCAUUCACGAACUAUUGGUAUGCAGUUACAAUAAUGCGUCUUUGACGAGGGUUGUGCAAAAAAGCAUUGAUCAGAUGCUUGAUUGGAAAGUGCUGACCUUGGACAACUUUUUCACUACGGAAUCGUUGGUUCAGCAAGAACCGGAAAAGGGUAUACGCGUAGUAUUGACCGAUAGACUUAUAUCAUACGUCAAAGAGGAGCUCAAUUUUGAUGUACAAGUAUACUUGUUCGGCAAUAAGUUAUGUAACAUCAGCGAAUUCGUGAAGAGUGGCGUGAUCGACUUUAAUAUGCGUGGCAAUGGAGGCCUCUCGGCUCUGCACAUAGCUGUUGAUAACCGAGCGAUUGAUACGAUGAAAUACCUACUAGAUAACGGAUUCGACCCGAACGUAAGAGACGACGAGGGAAGAACGCCCAUUUUUAAAGGCCUAGGAUAUGACGUGAUUUUCGAGAUCCUACUUAUAUAUGGAGCUGACAUUCAAGCACACGACAAUGAUGUUUUUGUGACGUCCGCAUCGUAUCGGGCGUCCGAUCGAAACAGUUCUCCUUCCAUCCGCGCAGUGGCUGGCUGGAAGUGGGGACAAGCCUUAAGACAGAAAAAGAGGAGGAGAGCCGGUGAGCGCAGCGUGCCUGCGCCAGUGAAAGUCGAGUAACAGCGUGUACGCGAGUGUGCGUGCUGAGUGGAGUCGGCGUUGCGCUUGCGUAGUCCGCAUACAAUGGAAUACUGCAGCAAAUUCUUUCGAAAUUCACAGCAUCAUCGGAGCAUCGCCAGGAUACGACUGGAUUAGCUAAAUUUUUUUAUUAAUAUCGGAAUAAAAUACUCGGCAUCUCGCAGAAGUUAUGCGCCAACCUGUGAGCGCUUUAUCUUCAGUCGGCCGUAUUAGCUUCGUACGCUCAAGUAUACAGUAAGCUUUAGACCGAAUAUGCCGCAUUUCUGUAACGAUGCAUGACCCGUACUAUCGUUCAAUUGAGGAAAUAUGUCUAACGAAUCGACAUUUUACAAAAAUAAUUAACAUAACGAAAAAAUUAAGUUUUUCAUUUGCCCUUAUGAACAUGUGGACGAGAGCUCUCAGUUAUUACUAUAAUGUAUUUGCGUGUUAAGGCAUGUUACAAAAAACAACUACACCAGUCAAUUGAUCAAACACUACACUCGGCUCAAAAAUUGGCAUUUUACUCACUUGUUACAUGCUCAACAGCGCAUAUUUCACACGGAUUGUUUAUAAUUUAAUUUAUGAUUUAAAAAAUCGAGUAAUAUUUGAGAAAAGACAAAGUCAUUUUUUAUUUAAAAUAUGGACCAGUGAGGAACUUUUUAUCAAAAUAAUCAUAAAUCAGAAUAACAACAUCGUUAACACUUCAAAUCGUUUUGAAUUUUGAACUGAAUGUCAUUAAUUGCAAUAGUGUCAUCACUAUAAUUAAAAAAUGUUCAUUCCGAAUCUACAUAGAUAUUUAGACCAAAAUAAAGAUAACGAUAAUCAAUUCACUGCUGGUGACUUUAACGUUAACUUACUAACAUAAGACAAUGAUACACAGGAUUUACUAUUAAACCUAUUAGAAUACAAGUAUAUACCUCUCUAUUACAAAACUACUAAGCCUAAUCCAAAUAAUGCUCAUAAAGGUACUUGCGUUGACAAUGUAUUCCUUACAAUUGAUACAUACGGAUAACCAUUAAAAGUUACAAAAUCUUCCACAGAUCCCUAGCCACUUGUUAUAUUAUUAGAUAUGAAGUAUGAGAAAAAAACAAAAGAUAUCGUUUACAAACAUAUCGAUUACAAAAUGUUCAAAAUCCUUGCUGAUAGAAUAAAUUAGAAUUAUAUUGUCACUUUUGAUGAUUCGGAAACUGCAUAUAAUCUAUUGAUCGACAAUAUCAAAAAUAUCGUAGCACAAUUAAUCACUUAAAAUGUUAAAUAACUGAAAUCUCGUGUAACACCAAGGAUAAAUUAUACGAGAUCUAUCAUUGAGCACUGAUGAAUUCAAUGAAUGAAUUAAACAUGAAUAUAUAAAGAUAAGCCCUUAAGAAUUAAGCUAGCGAUAAUGGUGGAAUCAGUGUUCGAAUUCUUAAAGCCUUGAAUGCAUAUAUAAGUUUCCCAUUGGAAUACAUCUUUAACUUGAGCAUAUAUAAAGCUACAUGGCCUACGGCUCUUAAAGCGACUCUAAUUGUACCUAUACACCAAUCAGAUCAUCACUACUUACAAACUAUAGACCUGUAUCAUUAAUUUCCAAUAUUGUAAAAUUUUUCGAGAAAUUGAUUCACUGUAUUUAUAAAAAAAU
Phymastichus coffea is the source of this 2866-nucleotide messenger RNA. RefSeq lists its product as uncharacterized. The transcript has 3 exons. Gene Ontology annotation, molecular function: protein binding. The coding region runs from base 61 to 1251 and encodes 396 amino acids. The record is from RefSeq and is a predicted model, not a curated record. Lineage: Eukaryota; Metazoa; Arthropoda; Insecta; Hymenoptera; Eulophidae.